Thalassophryne amazonica is the source of this 1085-nucleotide messenger RNA. RefSeq lists its product as uncharacterized. The transcript is spliced from 7 exons. The record is from RefSeq and is a predicted model, not a curated record. The coding region runs from base 1 to 717 and encodes 238 amino acids. NCBI's taxonomy places the organism in Eukaryota, Metazoa, Chordata, Actinopteri, Batrachoidiformes, Batrachoididae.
AUGGCUGCAGAAGUAGAGGAGACAGAGGAAUUGGCUCAAAGCGUCGACAGGCCCGCUAACAUCAUAUCUACGGCUCGAAACCCGACCGUCUCUCCGGAUCUACAGGAGCUCUCCAGAUCCUCCCCAGGUGUUCACAUAGUGACCCUCAAUGUGGACAGUCAGCAGAGCAUCACUUCAGCUCUGCAGGAGGUCCAGUCCAUCGUCGGUAACAGUGGACUCAACUGUCUGAUCAACAACACCGCUAUCGACAUCUCCUCAGACAUUGACACUGUGACUUCAGAAGCCAUGAUGAAGACUUUCCAGACAAAUUGUGUGGGGCUGCUGUUUGUCACAAAGGCCUUCUUGCCGCUGCUGCAGACUGCCGCGGCUCGCAGCAGUGGGAUGGGACUCCACAGAGCCGCCGUUAUCAACAUGUCCUCCAGACUCGGCUCCAUCACAUACACCUGGGGUGACGGCGCCGCCUUCAGGAGCUACGCUUACCGCACCUCCAAGGCGUCGUGCAACAUGUUGACGCAGUGUUUAGCAGCAGAUCUGUUACCAGCCGGGAUCCUCUGCGUGUCUCUGCACCCGGGCUGGGUCCAGACGGAUCUGGGAGGACCUGAUGCUCCGCUGACGGUCAAGGACAGCGUCUCAUGUCUAAUCCAUGUUCUGUCAAAACUCACCAGUGAAGACCACGGCGGAUUCAAAGACUACUGUGGUAACACGUUACCGUGGUAACACGCUCCAAAUGCAAAACCUUUGGAUGUGAAUACGGAUUAAUUUUCAUCUCAUUUGAUGUUUCAGUUUGAGUUUGAAGGUCGCACAAACUUUUGUCACAUCUUCUGAUUUGAUAAAAUUCUGCUUCAACAGAGUAAAAUUGUUCCAGAAGCAGGUUGGUGCAGCUUACGUCAAUUUUUAUGUGCGAGUUAUACAAAAAAAUAACUAAAUAAACAACAGCAACAAACAAACAAAACAUUUACUUCACAGUAGAUCCUGACCGAUAUACUUAUUGGCUGAUAUGAGCCUUUCACAGUCAUAUAUCAGUAUCGGCAUUAUUUCUGCCAAAGGAAAACUUUUGUUUUACAGUAUAAACAAUGCAGAAAAAA